AUGGCUACUGCUGCGCAGACAUUCAGUGUGUCCCUCACCAACCCGACAACUCUGUAUAUUCCAUACAAAUACAAGGGAAGCGAACCUGUAUACAAGGUUGAUGAAAACACCAUAGAGCAGAUGGCCUACGACUCAAGUGAUAAACUUGUAUACAUUGUUGGUCGAUCAAUGGUGAACGUUAUUGACAUAUCGAAGCCGGACAAUAUGACCAUUCUUCAUCACUUCACGCUGGACAAUGCGGAUCUCACAGACGUAGAGACGUGCGGACGUCAUGUUUUCGUCUCUUACAGAAGCCUAUCUGUCAAAGAAUCCGGGAACGUUCUCGUGUAUGAGAAAUACAAUAAAACAGAGCACAAAAUGAUUUUAAUACACGACAUCACAGUGGGUUCCAUGCCGGAUAUGAUCCUCCCCACACAUGACUGCAGCCGUAUUGUAGUUUCCUUGGAAGGGAACGCCUAUGUAUCCGGAGGAGCCGUGAUCGAUCCUCCAGGAAGAAUCGGUAUAAUCUCCUUCCCAGGUGGAUUUGGUAAAGACAAAGAAGUCAACUACACUGAACUGGAUUUCUUAAAUUACAACAAUAGAGUGGCCGACCUCGAGAAAACAGGAGUAAGGUUUGUGUAUCGAGAAAACAACAAUUCAUUUUCCAAUGACGUGGAGCCAGAAUACUUGGCCAUCAACAAAGACAGCACGAUGGCAUACGUUGGACUUCAGGAAAACAACGCCAUUGCGGUGGUGGAUUUAACACAGAUGAACAUAACGGCCGUUCAUGGGUUGGGUUUCAAAAACUGGAACAAUUCCUUUUUGGACCCAAGCGACAAAGAUGGCGGAAUCAAGAUGGGCGCCUGGCCCAUAUAUGGGAUCUAUUCACCCGACGCCAUUAAACUCGUCACGUGGAAAGGCGUGGACUAUAUUGUGACAGCCAAUGAGGGUGGUUCUAAGGACUAUGACGAUGUCUGGACAGAAGAAAGAAGAGGUCACGAUUUCACAGAUGCAAUGCUUUCUGCAGCCGUUGGCGAUGAUCUUAGGUCAGCCCUCAGGAAUGACUCCCAGCUGGGCAGGCUUAAAUUCACCGAUGCUACAGGGAAAAACUUAAACGGUACGUUUGACGCCCUCUACACAUUCGGAGGUCGGAGUUUCUCCAUCUUGAGGGCCGACACCAUGGAGAUGGUUUACGACAGCGGCGACGACGUCGAACGAAAGAUAAAGCAGCACAGACCAGAAAUAUUUAACAGCAAGUUCGUCAAGUCCAAGACACCUUUAAAAACCAGGGACUCAAGGUCACAGUCUAAGGGACCGGAACCUGAAUCGGUGACGUAUGGAGUGGUAGAUGAUCAUCUACUUUUGUUCAUUGGCAGCGAGCGACCCGGAUUCGUAUCAGUCUACUCAGUGGCAGAUGACAUCACCAAGCCUCGCUUUGAGUUUCUUUAUGACGGCAUCAGUGACGUCGACAUGACGUUUCAACAACUGUACGACCAGAGGAAGUUGAACACGUUAGAUCCUGAAGACAUAAGAUUUGUGGACGGGUCUUCGAGUCCAACAGGAAAGCCCAUUUUGCUGAUUACAGGAACCGUCAGUGAAAGUUUAACCAUCGUAAACGUGGACGUAACAGACACAAUAUCGGCGGCAGUAAAACCAGAUUGCGCAGGUCUGGCCGCGAUGAUUCUGUUGGCUGCUGUCUGCUUCCUCGUGGGUCGUCGCAGUCACUGAUUCACUCGGAACUCAUCGGCAAAGAAUCCGGGAUCAACCAAAAAACCCUACAUGUCAUUGAUCAAAUUGCUUAAUAACAGACACACAAGCACAUACGCUCAUGCACUCACACAGACAAACAUACAUACGCGCUUGCGCGCACAUACACACAAUGACAAACAGACACACAAACACG
Molecule: messenger RNA, 1882 nt
Organism: Gigantopelta aegis
Lineage: Eukaryota; Metazoa; Mollusca; Gastropoda; Neomphalida; Peltospiridae
Product: mesenchyme-specific cell surface glycoprotein-like
Exons: 12
Coding region: 1-1707 (568 amino acids)
Molecular function (GO): protein binding
Source: RefSeq, a predicted model, not a curated record